Molecule: messenger RNA, 786 nt
Organism: Aspergillus lentulus
Lineage: Eukaryota; Fungi; Ascomycota; Eurotiomycetes; Eurotiales; Aspergillaceae
Gene: fgaDH
Product: chanoclavine-I dehydrogenase easD
Source: RefSeq, a predicted model, not a curated record
AUGGCAUCAGUCACAUCCAAGAUAUUUGCCAUCACUGGCGGCGCAUCUGGGAUUGGUGCCGCAACCUGUCGCCUACUUGCUGAACGGGGUGCCGCGGUUCUCUGUGUCAGCGAUAUCUCAUGCAAGAAUUUUCAUGCUCUCAAGCGUUCAAUCGAGGAUAUCAAUUCAUCAACCGAAAUACGCUGCACUACAGUGGAUGUGACCUCCUCCGCGGAAGUUGAGCAAUGGCUCCGGGGUAUCAUCUCCACAUACGGUGACCUCCACGGAGCCGCCAAUGUCGCCGGUAUAGCUCAGGGCGCUGGCAUGAGACGCACACCUACAAUUGCAGAGGAGACAAACGAGGAAUGGAACAAGAUCCUGAAUACCAACCUGAAUGGUGUGUUCUACUGCACGCGGGAAGAGGUGCGUGCCAUGAAGAAUCUCCCUGUCGGCGAUAGAAGUAUAGUCAAUGUUGGCAGUAUCGCUGGCUUCUCUCACAUACCGGACGUGUAUGCAUACGGGACAUCAAAGGGGGCGUGUGCUUAUUUCACACACUGCGUGGCGCCGGAUGCAAUUACCCUGGGGAUCCGGGUCAAUAAUGUCUCUCCUGGAGUCACAAAUACCCCCAUGCUCCCGCAGUUUGCUCCAGGUGCCAAGUCGUUGGCGGAGAUAGAAGAGUCCUACAAACAGGAGGGACUUUCAUUGAUUGAACCUGAGGAUGUGGCCAGAACUAUUACUUGGUUACUGAGUGAGGACUCGCGGCCGGUAUAUGGAGCCAAUAUCAACGUCGGGGCUUGUAUGCCCUAG